AUGUCGUUAUCUCACAUCCACAUUCGGACAUACGAAAACACCUGUCCAACGAAUAAGAGCAGUAGACCCGAUGCCAUUCAAGAUGGACUACUCACUUUUAAGCCUGUGUUUCAAAGCUGCGAUUCAACCUUCGGUGCUGAAGUAUCAGGGGUAAAUUGGAGCGAACUGAUCCCCAAGGAGAUAGUGGCGCAGUUAGUUAUAUUGCAAGAUAAGUAUGGGGUCUUAAUAUUUCGUCAAACUGGUCUAGAUAAUAGCCGUCAUAUCGCCUUCUCUCAGCAAUUGGGUGAGAAGCUAGAAAUCAACCCCUUCUUUUACGGACGUGAGAAUGACAGGCUGGGUGAGCCAUUGUUGUUCGACGUUGGAAAUAUUGAAUUGGACGGCUCAUUAGUGAAACGCGAUAGCCGUAGGUGGCAUCAUAGUCUAGGGAACGCCCUGUGGCACACGGUUUGA
Molecule: messenger RNA, 450 nt
Organism: Talaromyces rugulosus
Lineage: Eukaryota; Fungi; Ascomycota; Eurotiomycetes; Eurotiales; Trichocomaceae
Exons: 3
Coding region: 1-450 (149 amino acids)
Molecular function (GO): oxidoreductase activity
Source: RefSeq, a predicted model, not a curated record